AUGUGUAAUGAUUGUCUUUAUGAGGUAUUAGAGAGAGAGUCUGAUUACUGGUCAAGUGGAAAUUUACAAAUUGACGAAUUUAUUAGAAAAGCACAACGAUUAUUAUAUCAAAUUGCCGAAUUCAUUAGAAAAGCACAACGAUCAUUAUAUUAUAAUCGGUACCCUGAACGGAUUUCAUAUAAUUUUUACAUUCGAUACCCUGAAUGGAUUCCAUAUAAUUCUUUAACCAAAGUAAAUAUUGGUAGAGGCGAAUUUGGAGCAGUACUUUCUGCAGAAUGGAGCCAAGGAGCCAAAAAAUUACAAAUUUCUAAUAAUAAGCACUAUUACAUUCGAUCAGGCCCCUGUGCAGUUGUUUUAAAGAAAUUAAAAGAUAUGAAGCAGCUUUCAAUUAUUGAAGUACGUUUUCAGGAUUUGCUUUAUUGUUGUAACAUAUAUGGAAUUACCCAAGAUCCUUCAACGUCAGAAUAUAUGCUUGUAGAACCCACAUCUCUAUGUGAUAAUUGUCAUCGUAAAGUGUUAAUAGGUGAAUUUUCUAACUGGUCAAGUGGAUGUUUACUAAUUGAUGAAUUUAUUAGAAAAGCACAGCAGUCAUUACCUUAUGAUCAGUAUCCCGAAUGGAUUCCAUAUGAUUCCUUCACUGAAAUAAAACCUAUUUUUCUGAAGAAAUUAAAAGAUGCGAAUCAGCUUUCAAUGAUAGAAAUACGCUACCAAGAUUUGCUUUAUUGUUGUAACAUAUAUGGAAUUACCCAGAAUCCUUCAACAUCAGAAUAUAUACUUGUAGAACCCUCAUCUCUAUGCGAUAAUUGUCUCCAUGAAACGUUAAAAUGUGAAUUUUCUAAAUGGCCAAGUGGAUGUUUACCAAUUGAUGAAUUUAUUAGAAAAGCACAGCAGUCAUUAUCUUAUGAUCGGUAUCCUGAAUGGAUUCCAUAUGAUUCCUUCACUGAAAUAAAACCUAUUUUUCUGAAGAAAUUAAAAGAUAUGAAUCAGCUUUCAAUGAUAGAAAUACGCCACCAAGAUUCAUUUUAUUGUUGUGACUUAUAUGGAAUUACCCAAGAUCCUUCAACAUCAGAAUAUAUGCUUGUAGAACCUACAUCUCUAUGUGAUAAUUGCCUCCAUAAAGCGUUGGAAAGUGAAUUAAUUGAUGAAUUUAUUAGAAAAGCACAGCUGAAAUUGCGUUAUAAUCGGUAUCCUGAAUGGAUUCCAUAUAAUUAUUUCACCAAAAUAAAACAUAUUAGAGGCGAAUUUGGUGCAGUAUUUUCUGCAGAAUGGAGCAAAAGAGCCAAAAAAAUACAAAGAUUUAACAAUGACUUAUAUGGAAUUACUCAAGAUCCUUCAACAUUAGAAUAUAUGCUUGUAGAACCCUCAUCUCUAUGCAAUGAUUCACAGCAGUCACUACCUUAUGAUCGGUAUCCUGAAUGGAUUCCAUAUGAUUCUUUCAUCGAAAUAAAAUAUAUUAAUAGAGGAGAACUUGGUGAACUUCAAGAUCAAUCUGAUUGUUGUUUAUAUGGAAUUACUCAGAAUCCCUCGACAUUAGAAUACAUGUUUGUAGAGCCUACAUAUCUAUGCGACAGUUGUCUUCACAGAGAGUUAGUAAGCGAAUUUCCUAACUGGUCAA
This is a messenger RNA of Racocetra fulgida, 1615 nucleotides long. NCBI's taxonomy places the organism in Eukaryota, Fungi, Glomeromycota, Glomeromycetes, Diversisporales, Gigasporaceae. The record is from the annotation of a GenBank genome assembly.